AUAAAUGGGUUCUCGUUAGCAUCGCAUUGCGCAGUAUUCACCAAGAAGUCGAGAACUUUACUGACCGUGAGGAAAGAGUUGAUUUUUCGAGGAAAGGUUUCCGUCCAAGAUGAAGGCAUUUUUGUGUCUUUUUGCUCUAGGGAUUUUUCUCCAUAUGCACGAGGGACAAGCAAGUUUGUGCCCACCGGGAUUUGAAUCAUUCUACGUGGGUCCAGAGUCGCAGGAUGCAUGCUUGAAGUUUGCAAUGGAUGUAAAGAGAGAUUGGGACACGGCCAGGAGUUACUGCAUGUCAUUAGGAUUUGACCUGGCUCAAUUAGAUGAAGGAAAUCUACACUGGUCAGUCAUUAGUUACAUUCGCAGCCAUCCAGAGAUGUUAGACGAAGGAUUCCACAUUGGCUGCACUGACAGAGUUACUGAAGGAACAUGGCUUUGGACGGACGGAAGACCUGUACAAAUGUUUACUGGUCACUGGUAUCCAGGCCAACCUGACGGAGGAUACAAGGAGAACUUUGGCUGUCUUUACUACGAUGAUUUCUUGUAUAGUUCUUGCGUCAACGGGCAGAGACUCUAUACAAUAUGUAGGAUUUAAUAUGCUUUACUAAACAGAGUAGUGUCCAGAAUGGGAUAAAACUUAUUGUGGAUUAUCCUAAUAUCCCCCUAAAGGAAGUCUUUACCCAUCGUUAGGCUUGCUCUUUGAACAGAAUUACUUCCAACUUAAGAUUAUUGAGGAUAUUAAAACGUAUUACUGAAAAUGAACUUGAUAAAAAAAAAAAAAAAAAAAAAAAACAGCGAUGAGAGUAGAACAUAAUACUUUAGUAGGAAGAAAACACUUUUUUCCGUAAAUAUCGAUCAGGAUGUGUUUUUGUAUAUCUUUUUAAAAUUUGAUGGUCUGAAGGGUACAUAAACAAAAAAAGAUGAGUGAAAAUUCAAAUAUAGUCAAUGCGGAGAAGCUUCAAGUGAAAGAAACAUUAGUGGCUUUUUUUUCAAGAGAACCGAAUAUGUAUAUUUUCCAUUUUGACCUUUGGUAUAUGUAAAUAAGUGAAAGUGGCUAAUCCGCUAAAAUGAUUAAAUUGUUUCUGUUGUU
This is a messenger RNA of Macrobrachium nipponense, 1084 nucleotides long. Its product is annotated as brevican core protein-like. Lineage: Eukaryota; Metazoa; Arthropoda; Malacostraca; Decapoda; Palaemonidae. The record is from RefSeq and is a predicted model, not a curated record. Bases 110 to 589 code for a protein of 159 amino acids. The transcript has 5 exons.